GAUUUGAUUCUUCUUUUAAAAAAACAUUUUCUGAGUUUUGUGUUUCGGUUCCAACAACAAACGACACAACAAAAAACAUCAUCGUACUAGUCUACUGUAAUAACCAUGGUGAAGACCAACGUGGAACAACAACCUGCGGCGGAACGAAGUGAUUCGAUUUACCGAGGAGUGAGGAAGAGGAAAUGGGGGAAAUAUGUGUCGGAAAUCAGACUACCUAACAGCCGUCAGAGAAUAUGGUUGGGCUCUUAUGACUCUGCUGAGAAGGCGGCGCGUGCAUUCGACGCGGCUAUGUUUUGCUUACGUGGCAGUGGUGCUAGGUUUAAUUUUCCGGGUAAUAUUCCGGAGAUUCCUGGAGGAAGGUCUAUGACUCCUUCUCAGAUUCAGGCCGCAGCAGCCCGUUUUGCGAAUUCGUAUGUUCAUGAUUCGGAUCCGGGUCAACCCGAAAAUAACACGGUGGAGGUGGAGUCUUCUUCAUCGGAGGGAGCUGCAUUGUUGAUUCCUAUGGAAUCAGAAUCGCAGUCUCCGGCUGUUUCGGAUUCGACAUUUCAGACGGAGUGUGAUUCGAAGCAAAACGGGUUGUUUUCGGAUUUGUUUGCGGUAAACGGGUCGAGUAAUGUCGAACCUGAUUACUCAAAUUUUCCGAGUUUUGAUGAUUUUGGAGGAGAUUUUUAUAUCCCGGAGUUUCCUAAUUAUGAUUAUGGAGAAGAGAAUUUGGAUGGAUUAAUAAUUAACGAUACUUUUUUAUGGAAUUAUUAAGAAUUUAAGGAUAGGUAUAGGGUCGGGUUGGGUUGGUUGUGGAUAGUUUUUGUUUAUCCAAAAGGCUAAUUCCGGAUCAUCGAUUCGGGUUUGGGUUGGUCAAUUUUUUAUAGGAUCAAUCCUUAGGCUAAUUUAGUACCAGAAAUAUUAUUCACUUGUAAAGUUCUAAGCUUAUGUAAUUUUAUUUAUCAUUCAAUGAAUUAUAGUGAUUUUCCAUAAUUAGAGUAAUGGCCAGUUCCAGUAAUUAACACA
Messenger RNA from Vicia villosa (hairy vetch), 1008 nucleotides. Its product is annotated as ethylene-responsive transcription factor ERF017-like. The transcript has a single exon. Gene Ontology annotation, molecular function: DNA binding; DNA-binding transcription factor activity. The record is from RefSeq and is a predicted model, not a curated record. Lineage: Eukaryota; Viridiplantae; Streptophyta; Magnoliopsida; Fabales; Fabaceae. Gene Ontology annotation, biological process: regulation of DNA-templated transcription. Bases 106 to 756 code for a protein of 216 amino acids.